UCCGAAUCUGCUGCCUGUAUCUUUCUCCACGGCUCCUCGGCUCUAUUGACUUGCAAAGCGACUGGUCGGUCGUUGCAAGGAAAGAAUGGAGGAUGAGGAGCCGAAUCUGAGCGCCGAGGAGGACGGAGCGGACCACCUGGCGGCCGGCGACCUCGGCGGGUUCGAACCGACGGAGGACGAGCUGGUGCUCCACUUCCUGCGCCCGCAGCUGCGCGGGUUCCCGCCGCGCGUGGCGGGCGCCGUGCUGGAGGCGGACCCCUGCGCCGCGGCGCCGUGGGAGCUGCUGGCGCGGUACGGCCUGCGGGACCAGGGCCACUUCUUCGCGGCGCGUGGGCGCGGGCGCGGGCGGCCCUCCGUGCGCCGCGCCGUCGCGGGCGCCGGCGCCUGGAUGCACAGCUCCACCCGCGCCGGGCGGUCCGUGACGGACCUCGGCGUCGUGGUGCGCUGGAGCCGGGUCAAGUUCUGCUUCUACGCGGGGGGGCCCGCCGGCGCCGGGCAGGGCCAGCAGCGGAGCACCGGGUGGGUGAUGGAAGAGUACGAGAUCACGGACCCGCGGUGCUACCGCCGCUGCGACGAGGAAGGGGAGGAGGACGACUACUGGGUGCUCUGCCGCGUCAGGAAGAGCAAGAGGCCCGCGGCGGCCUCCCCACCUGCCAGACAGCGGUGGCGCAGGCUCGACGAGCUGGAACCGGAUUCGGGAGCGAAGGCGAAGAUCUCACGGCCGCUGCGCACGUGAGAGCACGAGGUGAGGCGAUGAAUAAAGACGCCAUUUUACCUUGUUAUCUUCAACCUCCCGCCUGCCUGCCACAGCCUUUGUUUUGGGCUGUUGGCUGCUCUAACUGCAAAAUCAAAUGGCACGCACAUGUGUUCAGUUGUGCUCUG
Panicum hallii is the source of this 882-nucleotide messenger RNA. RefSeq names its product NAC domain-containing protein 18-like. Gene Ontology annotation, molecular function: DNA binding. The transcript has a single exon. The record is from RefSeq and is a predicted model, not a curated record. Lineage: Eukaryota; Viridiplantae; Streptophyta; Magnoliopsida; Poales; Poaceae. Bases 86 to 736 code for a protein of 216 amino acids. Gene Ontology annotation, biological process: regulation of DNA-templated transcription.